Molecule: messenger RNA, 213 nt
Organism: Nannizzia gypsea CBS 118893
Lineage: Eukaryota; Fungi; Ascomycota; Eurotiomycetes; Onygenales; Arthrodermataceae
Exons: 4
Coding region: 1-213 (70 amino acids)
Source: RefSeq, a predicted model, not a curated record
AUGGAGUGGGGCGGGCUGAAAUGCAUAAGUAGCCAGCUUCUUUUAGAUCUUAGCAGCAAACACAGAGCUCGAAUACCCUGCGGAAUCCUAGGAAUGACAGAAGGGCUUUUCCCGUAUCUUAGGAACCAAUCAGGGGACCAUGUUUCCGGAUUAAAGCCGUACCGCAGUAAAACUGCCUAUUGGAAGCGCCGCGUCUGUGGAACAGCUGGGUAA